AUGAGUCACCCCGCCCAAAUACAACAAACAACUGAAAACAUCCACACCAUGUUCCCAGGCUCUGAUAACGUGGAAAGCAUGUCCAAUGAAACUCUGCUCGAUUCUUAUCGGUCGCUGGAUCCCUCUCCUACCUCGCUGGAGGACUACAAUCGCUCCAUGCUACAAUACACCCAGCGCCAAAUGUCUUCCUUCGUUGACACAGAUGACUCCCGUCGCGAUAGUCAAAGCAGCGGCAAGAGUGGUCGUAGCAUCGCUUCUAGCGGCAGUAAUAUAUCCCGACAGACCAAUGAAUCUUUCACGCCCGUCAGCAAUACCCCUCACAUUGCCGAGACUAAGUAA
Molecule: messenger RNA, 339 nt
Organism: Penicillium hordei
Lineage: Eukaryota; Fungi; Ascomycota; Eurotiomycetes; Eurotiales; Aspergillaceae
Exons: 1
Coding region: 1-339 (112 amino acids)
Source: RefSeq, a predicted model, not a curated record